This is a messenger RNA of Physella acuta, 3430 nucleotides long. RefSeq lists its product as uncharacterized. Gene Ontology annotation, molecular function: zinc ion binding; metalloendopeptidase activity. NCBI's taxonomy places the organism in Eukaryota, Metazoa, Mollusca, Gastropoda, Physidae. The record is from RefSeq and is a predicted model, not a curated record. Gene Ontology annotation, biological process: proteolysis.
UGUAAAGUUAACUGUUUCACCGCGUGACAUUGUUACAUGUUCCAGUAAAUUUAAUCUAGAUUUGGAAUACACUGGACGCUCAUCUGUCUAUCGAGGGAUGAUUGUGUUUAGACCAAGAUGGCUUCACGCUUCACUGGUUGUGUUAUCCUUUAUGGGAAUGUCUUGCAAUUUGACGAGUAACAAUGAAGCUAAAUAUAGACCGGGAAUUUCCGUUACCAACAUGGAGGAAGAUGAGACUGUGUUGAUCACAACACGAUUGAGCAGAACCGGAUCUCCGUUUACAGCCGAGUGGGUGGAGCGUGUUGACAAGGACCGGGGUAGGAGGGCGUCCUUCAACCAAACGACGUCCAAUUGGCCACACGAUAUACCUUACAUCAUCGAUUCAUCGUUCGCAGGCGACAGGGUGACGUUUAGAGAGGUGCUGGACCACAUCUCCAGUCGUCUGUGUGUGACGUUCCAUGACGUGGCUGACACGUAUGACCCCAGGGAGGUCAACUGGCUGACCAAUCACGGCUUUAAGACCAAUGCUUACGUCAGUGUCAAGGGGGGAUCUGGGUGCUCUGCUAUGCAUGGGAUGGGAACAAACCCAGGACCUAAAGUCGUCUAUCCUUGCGAGGAUUUUGGCAUCAACCUGCACGAGAUGUUGCACGUGCUUGGUGUCAUCCACACCCACCAGGGGCGGAUCCGUGACUCGUACAUGUCUAUCAAUGAGGCGGAUAUCAAAGACAGUCUAGUGGACGCCUACAGUAAGGUCACGGCCCCCACACUGAUCAACGACUUCUUUGACCCGGACUCUAUCAUGAUGUACGGAGAUAGGACUUGGAACCUUGACGGACUUGAAACAUACACCCCCAUCAGGGACGAUUUCUUCCAGCUAGCCAUAUCAUUCUCAGAGGAAAGUGUCGUAUUUCUAGAGCUCAACGCGAUAUACAGGUGUAACGAACUAUUCUGCAACAACGACCAGACGGACUGUGGCCCAGGCUACCACACGUUGAUCAAUGGACGGUGUCGCUGUGUCUGUCCAGAUGAGUUGGAUUACAACACCAAUUGUAGGACACACAUUGAUGGACCUAACACCGACAUCCCCUGGCCUGACACGCAAAUAAUCCUCUACGGCACCGCCAAAUGCCCGACUGGUUUCGAUCCCGAGCCAGCGAUUCUGCCUCUAUCGGGCACCUAUAGACUAACACAGCAGUUUGUCCCUGAACGGUACCCCUACGUAAACGGCUCGACCAACUUGUAUCUGUGUAAAAAGUCAACUCCAGUCAACUCAGAUGACGUCAACUGGAAAUCUUGGCCCAGGGGAGGCCAAUACUGCUUUGUCAAACCUCUGGGACAAGAUUGUGGGGGAGUGUUUGAGAACGGAGCCAUCCAGUUUGAAACUUUGAAUAUUAGCGAGCCUGUAGGAGACGUGGGUAACGUGACGGUAGACGGCAGGAUGGUGACCAUUAACUACUGCUGUAGAAACAGGGAUCAUUGGGGGCUCGUCAUGGAUCUGCCCAACGCGGAUCCGUUUAAUUUGGUGGCUAGAUAUCAGAGGUGUCCUGUAGUUAGAGGUAUGAAGGGCACCAACUCCCAGCUCACCUUCUGGACGAGUAGUUCCCGUUCUUUUGGUCCCAACCCACCUUUGAGCUUCUUCUACGCCCAGAAUUUCAUUCAUUACCAAUGUAACUAUAAGCCUCCCGUGUAUGGUUGUAGCGAGACGUACACACUUAACUCGACCACUCGAUCUGUCACCGUCACUACACCUGGGUUCGAAACCAGUAGAGAACCAAACAGAAGAUGCUUUUACAGUUUUAAUGUACCAGCCCAAUCCAGACUGAGGCUGACCUUGAACCAGUUUUACACAUCCAGUAAUGAUGAAUUUCUCAUUAAGCGUUUCCAUCAGUGGCAGAAUCCGUACAGCAUGACACGUGACAACCUGGUGUACCAGCUGGUCAGCGAGGGCAACUACCUUUCCCUUCAGUACUGGUCGUCUUGGGAGUCCGCCACCAACAAGGGAGUCAACUUCACCGUGGACGUGGUCCUGGCCGAGGAGAUGUGUUACGAUGUGGCGACAAAAGGGGCAGACUACUACGGUGAGAAAUCUGUUACAGAAACUUUCGAGCCUUGCGUCCCUUGGGAGAAAGCCACAUCUUGUGAUGACUUCCCCUUUGAUGGUUUAAACGGGAUUUCCCUGUUAGAAAGCGGAAGUAGCUGUAGAAACCCCGGCGGGUCCCUCCUUCAGCCUUGGUGUUAUACUUUUGUCAGGGGCAGCGUUUGUCAUAAACGUUAUUGUGACGUCUGCAAUAUUCAAUCACCAAAAGACGUACUCCUGACCUGCUCUACACUGAAUGCAACAGUCCCAGACUUCUGUGAAACUGCCGUGGAACGGUUCGCUUGUUUUCAGACUUGCGGCUUUUCACAGCAGAUUUAUACACCAGCCACAUGCAGCCCACCCAUCCUACCAUCUGAUGUGUACACCGCUGGAGGAUUGAAGAGUGUGUACAAGGAAGGGGAGGUCAUCAACGUCACUUGUACAACUUCCGGUUCUUUAGUCAACAUCAUCAGAUGUACCAAAACUGGAUGGUCGGGCCAAGCUCUUGCUUGUGACGUGUCAGACACCUGCUACGAUAAAAUCCCCAACUGCCAGAACGUCCUGACGUCAUUCCCAGAGUUCUGUACUGACCCCAGGUCUGCCACGUCUGGUGAGAUGUACUGCAAGAGGUCAUGUGGUCACUGUCCAGGAGACAACCAGUGCUCUGAUCCUGUAGGGAUAACUUACACUCGAACAUCUGAAUCAGCUGUCAUCUCCCCUGGUCAAUCAAUGACCUUCGAAUGUCAAGAUCAUUUGUAUCACGUGGGUGGUGACCUGCACAGGGCGUGUUCCACUUCCGGUACCUUGCUGGGAUCAGAGCCAGUGUGUCUGGCUACCCCAGUGCCUGUUGAUAUACAUCUUGAAAAAGUUAGGUCACGGAAGGCAACACUUAAGCAAAAUUUGGCAUUUUUAUUGGACGUGGAUGGCUACAGAAUUCCUUUUAAUGGUAAAGUCACCAGAUGGUAUUACUAUUGUCAGAAUUAUGGUUUAUUGAACUUUAUCGUUUUUAGAAGAUCUGGUACCACAUACACAUACGUGGGCUCAAACAGUGUGAGAUGCGAGCCAAAAUGGAGGAGGACAUACAAUGUACCUUUAGAUAACCAGAUUGAUGUUUUUGAGAACGACAUUUUUGGCGCCUUUUCUCACGUCUCCACGACGCUUAGCGUCACUGACUGUGACGACGCAGAAGUACAAAUCCUCUCAUUGCCAGCUAUGAACAUCUCUUCCACGGAUGACCUUAGGUCAGCGACAGGUGACAUAUUUCAAGGUCGUAAAUGUGCGGUACCCUCCCUCGGUCUUAGAGUAGAACCGUGAACAUGUUUGAUGUUUCUUCUCUUUGGUAAAUAAAAUUCG